Molecule: messenger RNA, 596 nt
Organism: Carlito syrichta (Philippine tarsier)
Lineage: Eukaryota; Metazoa; Chordata; Mammalia; Primates; Tarsiidae
Product: histone H2A type 2-A
Exons: 1
Coding region: 74-466 (130 amino acids)
Cellular component (GO): nucleosome
Molecular function (GO): protein heterodimerization activity; structural constituent of chromatin; DNA binding
Source: RefSeq, a predicted model, not a curated record
GGGUGAAGCGGAGUCGCUUUCGGCGACUUUUCCGGUCGCCAGGCAGGGGUUGUCGUCAGCUAGUGUCGCCGUGAUGUCUGGUCGUGGCAAGCAAGGAGGCAAGGCCCGCGCCAAGGCCAAGUCUCGCUCUUCCCGCGCCGGCCUCCAGUUCCCGGUGGGUCGGGUGCACCGCCUGCUGCGCAAAGGCAACUACGCCGAGAGGGUGGGCGCCGGCGCGCCGGUGUACAUGGCGGCGGUGCUGGAGUACCUGACCGCCGAGAUCCUGGAGCUGGCCGGCAACGCGGCCCGAGACAACAAGAAGACGCGCAUCAUCCCUCGUCACCUGCAGCUGGCCAUCCGCAACGACGAGGAGCUGAACAAGCUGCUGGGCAAAGUCACCAUCGCCCAGGGCGGCGUGUUGCCCAACAUCCAGGCCGUGUUGCUCCCUAAGAAGACGGAGAGUCACCACAAGGCGAAGGGCAAGUGAGGCCGCCGCCUGGAGGCCCAGCCUAGCCCAGCCUGACCCCGGUGUCUCAGGGGCGCUUGCGAAACAAAGGCUCUUUUCAGAGCCACCCACUCGUCUCAAUAAAAGGAGCUGUUAAGCUGUUAGGAGGGGA